AUGCUACCACAGAUGAAGCCGCAUAUCGACUACUGCGCUCGCUCUUCAGCUGUGGAAGCUAAUGUCAAGGUUGGUAAACAUAGGAUGCGUCUAAAGCGAUCAUUCUCCAACUUUCCUAAGCUAUGCUACUCUAAAGUAAGCCGCAAGCGGAUUAUUGUCGUCGCUCGUGACCUAAGCAUGCAUAUGUGAAGGAUGGCAAACCAAUGGUCAGUAUACAGCGAUCGAUUCUCAACUCUCCUAAGGUAUGCAAGGAUAGAUUUAGCCGCAACCCUACUAUUGCUGUCACUCUUCAGCCGUCUCCAAGCAUAGGUCAAGGUUGACUAACCAUGGCUCGGUCUGCAGCUGUCGCACCUCAACUGUUGGAGACUUUGAUAAUCUAAGUGAGGCAACACGUGCACUGCAGAUCAGAUAAAAUCGAGGUCGGAUGAAACGAAAAAUAUGUAAGGCUAUAACCUACUCAAAUAGGUAGAGCAUGUAUUAUUUCUAGGCACCGGAUAUUUGGGUGUCCUCUCCCGAUUGCUAUCCCGUUAAGGUUAGGGUUGGGGUCAAGGUUAGGGUUAGGAUUAUGGCUAGGCUUUGGGUUAGCUUUGGGCUUUAGGAUUUUGGUUACGUUUCAGUUUUGAGGCUUACGCUUAAGCUUUACGCUUGCGGUUAGAGUUGCCUUUUAGGUUUAAGCGUAGUGUUUGAAUUUCUGCCAUUAUUCAACCUACUUAAAACUUCCCAGCUCUUUGCCUGGUAACUUUACUUUUUUCCCAGAAACCCCACCAUUCUUCCACCAGACCUUCCAUUUACCCCACCCAUAUAACCCCAUUUCCCACCGUUUCCGUACGACAGGGACCUGGCUUUCCGCCUUCCUAUUCCUGGCUACCAACUGCGAUCUAACCGAAGAGAGUACUAAUAUUAUCGUUCUCUGGUCAUCACAAAAGACGAUAAAUUCCCGCAUGGAUUCGACUCAUAUGUGGCAAAACGCUGCUGUGUCUGGGUGUCACAUAAACCCCGUUUCGUAGUCGGUUUUGCCUUCCUAGUGGUCGCACGUGGUUAGAUGUUAGUGAAAAUUGAGGUCUGUGGGCCAGAUUUAGACUUGCGCGCGCGUCUGCUCCGACUUUCAGACGCGAAAGGACGAAUCAGCCGCGACACGACCGCGCAUCUUAAGACGUUGUUGGCGCGCAAGUAUCUUAAGACUCUGCAACAGUCGGAUAUCUUCGUCACCAAUUGGUCGCCUCGGAUAACUACGCGCGCAAGUCACGUCUGAGCACUGGUUGCUUCCUCUCUCUAUUUCGUGCGCCGAGGGGGGGAGAGGGAUGGGAACGGGGGGGGGGAUCUGGCCUCAGGUGACGGGCCAACUCGUCGUUAGUCGCGAGCACCUAAAAUGCUUGAGAGUUACCAAUGCCCUCAUAAUAGUUGUACACAAACCCAUUAACUGCAGGUUUUUGAUUUCCACUAAACUUAAGCGCUAACUUAGAGUAAGUCAAUCUGCUUGAGCUCAGGGUGAAAUUUCAUGUGAAUGUUUGGGGCCAAAGUCCACCAGCCCCGGCAGAAUAACAGCAAAAUAUUCACAAAAUGCUAACAGGCAGCCAGUAAUAUAAACACACAGUAGGUGGGCUAACUCAUGAAAUGUCAACCGAAAUUCAGAAAUGCGUUUUCGUUUCGAAAAGAUUAAUUAAGUAAAGUUGUAAAACUGGUCAGCCUGACACAUAAUUCUAUAAUAUUUUAGUUACCUCAGGAUUCCGGCUUUCGAAUGAACUUCCUUCCGGCUGCAUGCAAAAACUGCACUCUGUAAAAACUACUACUUAAGCAGCAUGAAUUUUUCUCGUUGAUUUUCAAUGCCUCUAAAUGUCCAAUUAUAUUUCAUGGAAAACAUGCAUAAAAAUAUUCACUCUUCCGCUCAUUUAGUAGGCAAUUACGUCUUCUUUCAAUCAUAUACUCGAAGGAAGGCUAUAAUUCGGUUUUCAAAAAAUUUUCCAAUUCCCGAAUAAUUUUGAACCCGCUCUACCGCCGCACUUAGAUUCAGGGUUUCCAAACUAUACGCGGUAUAUUUUCCGCGUACGGAUAACCACACAUUGCUCUACGAUAAUAAAGGGGGACCAUAUGGGAUUUAUAAAUUUAAACAGUGGAUUUGAUCCAUAUUGUUAAGUUUACAAGCCACAUUGGUAAAUGCAGAGACAUGACGAUUUAUGGACGGCCAUUUCACGGUAUUUAAAAAUCCCACAAUUAGAAACUUUUUAAAAUCGAAAUAUGUCCCUCCUUCGCGAAUAACAUUAGAAGAAGACGUGAUUAUCUGCCGAAUUUGUAAAAGAGUGAAUGUUUUAUAUAUGUUUCCCAUGAAAUAUAAUUGGACAUUUAGGGGCAUCGAAAAUCAGUGAGAAAAACUCAUGCUACUUAAGUGGUCAGUUUUUACGGUGUGUACUUUUUGCAUGCAGUCGGAAGGAAGUUCAUUCGAAAGCCGGCGUCCUGAAGUAACUGAAAUAUUAUAGAAUUAUGUUGCAGCCUGACCAGUUUUACAAAUCUACUACAUUAAUCUUUCGGACCGAAAACGCAUUUUGGAAUUUCGGUUGAAAUUUCAUGAGUUAUCCCACCUAAUGUAAGCUGCACGAUAAGCCAUACUCGGCAACACAGGUACUAGCUAAAAGCCCAGACACGCAUGUUUCGCCGAUAUUCUGUCGCUGUACGACACGGCUUCGAGAGGUUCGGCUCACCAAUGGGUCCCCCGAGCGUUCCCCGUUCUGACGAAUUUAAAAAUCUGCGACCUAAAAACUUGGAUAUCUAUCAGAAAGCAUUCAGGGAAUGCUGGAGGACCCAGUGAUGAACCAUAGAGCGGCAGAAUAUAGGCAAACUACGUGUCUGGGCUGUUAGCUGGUACCUGUGCCACCUAGUACGGCAUAUCAUCCAACCCACGCUCAUCAACUCUUUCAUCAUCUUUUUUAUUAUGGCCACAGGAAUGGAGAACAUUUUUGUCGAAAAUUCUUGUAGGACAAUUUCAAAACGAGGCGUAUUGCCCCCUUUAUUCCUCCUUCGUUAAUUACACCAGUUGAUGGUGUAGUAAGGAUUCAGUGACAAGCGAAUGGUUGUAAGAUUUCAAGUAUUUACAAUUGAUUUCAUCUGGUUUUUUGUCGGGUCUGAGGGACAAGACGCUUUCUACAGUCUCGGAGGAGGUAGAAACCAAGGCGAGAUUAACUUUUUCACUCAAGCAUGCGGUCAACCUACAGAAAACGGCGCCCUACGUAGUGACUGAAAUUAAAACAACGCGAUAGCAAGAAACGGGGUCCGAACUGAUCGACAAACUAGAGUCCAGACGGAAACGUUUAUUUCUUUUAUCUGACAGUAGUCGCUUACCCGAACUCAAAGUCGGCGAUUCGAAUUUGAAUCGCACACCCUUAGGAAUCAUCUGGUUCUUAGUUGUCAGAAGCAUAACACCGAAUGACUGCAUCCGCGUCUUCAGAUGUGGUGCCAGGUCUUUCUGUAAUCGUCGCUCAUUCCGGUGUUGUUACAAUCUCUGACAAUGGACUCCUGCACGAGUUUGAGAACUCAGCACAUUAAACAAACUGUACUGGUGCUCGAUGAGCCUUCUGAUUUACUUAUACGUACAUCAGGAACUCAUACUUUUGUUUCCAGUCGGGAAGUUUGUUUGAGUUAUCGAGGGGGAAGCGACUUACACUCGACCUUGUCGCCAGGCGGUCAGCGCUAUUACACGCAUUAUCCGUCUAUUUUGGUUUGUUAUAUAACAAGAGGAGGUCGAUAAACUGAGUGAAUUAGUAAAUAACAUUGCUUCGAGGCUGAAUCGAGUCGACCGUGUCUCCAGCUCAGGUGAUCCAUCGAUAUACGGAUCACAGUGAUGUUUGCUUAUCACACUGAAUGAGCGGCACCUAGCACGCCAAUCAUCGAUCGAUGGCGCAGAGCUCCGUACGCCAGCGCCAGAUCGAUACAUCAACUGAUUGAAGCUCAGGCCUCGUCUUUGUCGGUAAUACCAUUCUGCUUAUAUCAUGGGCCGUUGUGCGGUUGCUGGUUAGGUUCGAGAGAGAGCCCGUAAGGCACAAGACCGCUGCGCUAUCGCCGCAAGGCACAAGAGGACGAGUGAGGUCCGUAGAAACGAUCUGUGAGCGCCCCUCUACCCUUCGACAGAUUCUUGGCCUGUUUUGUUUCCUGCGUGGUUGAUGAUCGGCUAGCACGCCCUGUAAUUGUCGCUUGUUCUGUUGCUGCUACUAUCUCUGACGAUGGACUCCUGAACGAACCCGGAAGCUCGGAACAAUAAAAUGUUAAGGUGCUCGAUCAUCCUUCUUCUUCAUUUAUACAUAUACCUGGAGCUCAAACCUUUACCUUCAUUUUGGCUCAAACUUCCACCCCCAUUAAGGAUUUUCAGUCUCAAAAUCCUGCUAUUAGCCAGAGCAGAAACUAGUACCACGGCGUUAUUUCUUUGAAUUAAAGAGGUUUCAGUCUCUAAGAUGAAGUGAAAAUCGGAAGUCGCGCAGCGACUAGUAGCAACAUGGACAAGAAAGACUAAGGUGGACUUUUCCUGAUUAUUUGCCAUCAAAGGCACAAAGGGACAGGCAUUGGAUCUACUAAAUAGCGGUAAUGAAAAAAAAGCAGGAGUUCGAAUUUCAGGUAUCCAGCAAGUCUGGGUUUGGUUAAAACGGUCGGACGAAAGCCAAUAAGACAGAGCUGGACAUCCCAGUCUCCCUUGUAUUUAUCGGCAGUCCACUGCUUGCACAUACUGUCUAAAAGGGCUCUGUAUUAAGUCUCCAGACGCACCCAAUCGGUGGAAGUCUCGAUUAAGAUCCCACAUGCUUGGGGUUGAGGGCGGCUGUCUGACGACGGCUGUAUAUUGGAGGUGAUUUGACCAACAGGACUUACUCGUUGAGUUCUGCCUCGGGGCUCAAUGUAAAGCCCUCGACGGCGGUCACAUAGCAACCAGGAAUGUAUUACGAAAGGCUGUCCAAGAAAAACAAGGGGGGGAGGGUCGGAUGAUGGUUUCUGGCAUAUUAACGAUCGUCAGUCAGGCUUGUCCAAUCCAGAUUUUUCGGGGCACCUGUAGUUCCAACCUGGGUUCUUUUGAUUAGUGAACGUAUACUCUAGAUCGCUAUGCGACUGCCUACGAGAGUUCUACACUAGGCUUCAAGGCACAACGAUUCGAGAAAGUCGCGUAACUCGAUUGGUGAAGGCUCUGUGGCGGUCAAGGAUGUGAGAUUGACUUAAACCACGCACAAUAAGUUUGUUUCGUCUACUGUCAGAAGUCGGGGAGCUGUUAGGACUAGUUUAUUCUGUACACAGGGCAGGUUGCCGUAAGUUGGCUGUUUGCUUGCAACAGAGAAAUGCGUCCGUUCACGGAGAGUGUCAGUCACGGUGUGUGUGUUGUUUACGCGGGUGUGCGUCUGGGUCAGCAGGAGGAGUGACUGGCUGAGUGUUGGUUGUGUGAUUGGACAAAUUAGGGGAGGAAUGGAGGGCGCAUACUCACAAGGCCUCACGGGAAUCAAGCCAGAGCGUUCGACGCGGGUUAGGUGAUACUAAUUUGUGAGGGCAGCCGGGAGUCACUGCAGCUGGACGGGAGGGACCCCAGUUCUAGCCGGUGUGGGUGGUCGUGUGUCAACGGCCUGUCAGUGCUUGUCACGGCCAUCGACCGACAAAACGGAGCAGGAGAAAAGGGGGGCUGGAGCGGCUGCUACAGCUCUUUUCAGCAUGUCUUAAUAUCCCGGACCGCAGUCGAUGGGAUAAAGAUCCCCCAGGGCAUUGGUUAGAGGGUUUGACUUACUAACGCUCAAAAACCAGAAGCGCCCGGCUACGAACCCCAGGGGUCCCAAAAAAGUGGGGAUUUUGCGACGCAGCCUGACGAUGACUGUCUACCUCGGUCUGUCUUGUCUUUGGCUGUAGUGUUAUUCUGCCUGUCUGUCUGUUGGUUGGGCUUUAGAUUGAGCCUGAAGGCACACCCCAAGGCGUAUGUCUCGCAACGUGAUCGAUGACCGUCUCCCUACCUUGAACAAGAAGACACGAUCGUCGAGACAAGAGCUUCAUUAGCCUUGUCCCGGCGAUCGGGUCUUCUUCUUCAAGACUGCUUCCUGGGACUCGUCUUUUCGCUUCUGUUGGCGUCUUCCUACCAUUGAAUAUAUCCGAUCUAAACCGUCAGGAUUGUGCCUUUAAAGCUCAAGCUUGUUUCCUACUAAGAGCCACACGGCAGCUAGUAUUAUAGGUGGAUUAAUAUUACCGGAAAAAUAAGGGAGACUUGAAUGACCACCUUGGCUUAGUGACGGCUCAUAAGCCAGAAAUUGCCAUUCCAGUCUCCCUUGUCUUUGUCGGUAGUGUUAUUCUUCUUCUUCUUCUUCUUCUUCUUCUACUACUACUACUACUACUACUACUACUACUACUACUACUACUACUACUACUACUACUAAUUUGUGAGAAUUUUUGUGGCGAGAUGGUCAAAGGCAACUCGAAAGGCUUUUACAGGAAAUCCAACAAUCUAGCGUUUGCGACGUAAGCUAAGGCAAGGUACUUUUAUCAUUACGGAUGAGCCGACAGCAAAAUAUUUUCGGCUAGAUCUUAUUUCGUAACCCUACCCGUUAGGAGGUAGGAUAAGGGGUUAGGGUUAGAAGUUGUGGUUAGGUGUCGGGGUUAGGGGUCAAGGUUAGGGGUUGGGGUUAGGGGUUAGGGAUUAGUGGUUAGGGUUAAGGGUUGUGGUUAGGGGUUAAGGUUAGAGGUUAGGGUUAAGGAUUAGACUGGGCUUGUCUACUGCAGGGACGGCUGUAGCAGCCGCUGCAGCCCCCCUCUUCUCCGGCUCCGUUUUGUCGGUCGAUGGUCGAGACAAGCACUGACAGGCCGUUGACACACGACCACCCACACCGGCUAGAACUGGGGCCCCUCCCGUCCAACUGCAGUGACCCCCGGCUGCCCUCACAAACUAGUAUCACCUAACGCGCGUCCAACGCUCUGGCUUGAUUCCCGUGAGGCCUUGUGAGUAUGCGCCCUCCAUUCCUCCCCUAGUUUGUCCAAUCACACAACCAACACUCAGCCAGUCACUCCUCCUGCUGACCCAGACGCACACCCGCGUAAACAACACACACACCGUGACUGACGCUCUCCGUGAACGGACGCUUUUCUCUGUUGCAAGCAAAUCGCCAACUUACGGCAACAUGCCCUGUGUACAGAAUAAACUAGUCCUCACAGCUCCCUGACUUCUGACAGUAGACGAAACGAACUUAUUGUGCGUGGUUUAAGUCGAUCUCACAUCCUUGACCGCCACAAAUUGGUGACCUCGAAUUUCCGAACACUGGAAUUCUGCAAACAUUUCGUCCACAACAACAAUCUUCCGGCGACCUACAGCGCGAUGUCCCAAGACCAGAAGUCACUCAUCAACUCAAAUUCUCAAGGAGCUAGCGUUCGCUUGGAUCGGCUCGAGGAUGUAUUAAUGCGCUUGAAAGCCCAGCUUACUGCAGUUACCACUAACGGCCUGCGGCGAACACCAAAUCGUCGCCCUACUUCCUCCGAUUCCCACACCCGCCGUCCACAAUCUCCAAGUACCGUCUGCUGGUAUCACCAACAAUUUGGAGGAGCAGCUCGACGAUGUCUUCAGCCAUGCUCUUUCAAGGCAUCUCUAACGUCCUCAGGGAGACAAUCCCACUCGACAGUAUAGUCCACUGCUGCUGGAAGCGUUGCCAAUCUCCACACUCGCCGUUUGUUUCUCUGGGACCGUAUCGCUGGCGCCAAAUUCCUUGUCGACUCUUGUGCCGAGGUUAGCGUGGUUCCACCAACUCCGGCCGAACGCAAACACCGCAGCUCUUUUUGUCUAACAGCUGCCAACAACUCCAGCAUCCCCACCUUUGGACAGCGCUCCAUCACACUCGAUUUGGGCCUUCGUCGAAUUUUCCGAUGGGUUUUCAUUAUUGCCGACGUUUCCGUCGCUCUCAUAGGCGCCGAUUUCCUAGCUCACUUCAAUCUACUAGUUGAUUUGAAGAAUCGCCGACUCGUCGACUGCAUCACUGACCUUCAUGCCCGAUGUCAAUCCGAUGUGAACCCCUGCGUCAACCCUCUCACUGUUAUGCCCAUCUCUGACUGUCCUUUCCACUCACUCCUCAGGCAGUUUCCCCGCCUGACCAACGCCUCAUUUCGAGAAGUGGACAUCAAACACACAGUCACCCACCAUAUUUCCACCACCGGACCUCCCAAAUCUUGCCGACCACGUCGUCUCCCUCCAAACCAUUUGAAGAUUGCCAAGGCAGAGUUCGAACACAUGCUCGAGCUCGGCAUCAUCCGACAGUCCGACAGCUGCUGGGCAUCACCCUUCCACCUUGUCCCCAAGAAGAAUGGCGACUGGCGACCGUGUGGUGACUAUCGGGCAUUGAACUCUGUGACUGUUCCCGACCAGUAUCCCGUUCCGCACAUCCAAGACUUCACUCUUUCGCUACAUGGUAAGCGAAUAUUCUCCAAGAUCGACCUUGUGCGUGCCUACCAUCAAAUCCCGAUCGAGGCCAGUGAUGUUCCGAAAACUGCAGUGACCACUCCCUUUGGGUUAUUCGAAUUCACUCGUAUGCCCUUUGGUCUGAGGAACGCCACUCAAACCUUUCAGCGAUUCAUUGAUCAGGUUCUGCGAGGUCUCGACUUCGUCUACGCCUACAUUGAUGAUUUGCUAGUGGCUAGUUCUGACGCUGCUGAACACGAGAUUCAUCUUCGACAGCUCUUCGAACGGCUCGACUCCUACGACGUUAUCAUCAAUGCCGCCAAAUGUGAGUUUGGAGUCCCCAGUCUUGUCUUCCUUGGUCACGAAGUGAACUCAGAUGGGAUAAAGCCCGUCCCGGAAAAAGUUUCGGCCAUAUCAGCGUUCCCCGUCCCGACAACCAUCAACCAACUACGCCGAUUCUUGGGAAUGGUGAACUACUAUCACCGUUUUCUUCCCCAUGGUGCCACCAUACUGCAGCCUCUCAACAGCCUGUUGACCCACUCCAAGAAGACGCUGGUGAUGACCGAGGAGACCGUCAAGUCCUUCAAUGACGUCAAGGCCGCACUUGCGAGCGCAACACUACUAGCCCACCCCCGCGCUGAUGCUCAACUAACUUUCAUGACAUAUGCUUCCAGCACUGCCGUUGGUGCAUCACUGCAGCAAACUGUUGGUGGUGUUCUACAAUCUCUGGCUUUCUUCUCGAAGAAGCUAAGCCCUGCGGAGACCCGCUACAGUGUCUUCGGCCGAGAACUGCUCGCCGUCUACCUAUCCAUUCGGCACUUUCGCCAUUUCCUCGAGGGUCGUGAAUUUGUUGUUCUAACAGAUCACAAGCCACUCGUUUUUGCACUGAGGGCCUCUCCCGAUCGAUACUCGCCCCGUGAAAUCCGUCAUCUUGACUUCAUCUCACAGUUUUCCUGCGACAUCCAACAUGUCCACGGUAAGGAAAAUGUGGUUGCUGAUGCUCUUUCAAGACUCGAGAUGGCCUCCAUCACAACAGACGCCAUAGACUUCACGCUCAUGGCUGAGGCUCAGCGAUCGGAUGACGAGCUCUCCCAAUACCGCCACGAGGAUUCUUCUUUACGCCUUCAAGAUGUCCCCCUUCCCACUGGCACUGGCACUAUAACGUGUGAUCUUUCUACCGGACAUGAACGUCCCUUUGUCCCUGCAACUUUACGACGACGAGUGUUCAACGCCCUUCACAAUCUGUCCCACCCUGGAGUCCGGGCGACAGUGAAACUCAUCACUGACCGGUUCGUCUGGCCCAACAUCAACCGGGAUGUACGGCGUUAGACUCGAUCCUGUCUGUCAUGUCAGCGAGCCAAAACGCAUCGGCAUACUACUACUCCGCCAGGAACUUUCGCCACUCCUGAUGCACGCUUCAGUCAUGUGCACAUUGACCUGGUAGGUCCGCUGCCACCAUCUAACGGUUCUACCUAUAUGCUGACAUGCAUUGAUCGUUUUACUCGGUGGCCGGUUGCUGCGCCCAUUCCGGACAUCAGUGCUGAAACCGUUGCGAAAGCUUUCUUGACUCAUUGGGUGUCCAAUUUUGGAGUUCCUGCGACUGUCACCACUGACCGCGGAUCCCAAUUCGAGUCCACGCUGUUUCGCGAACUCACAUCCCUUCUCGGUACCAACCGAAUCCGAACAACAGCGUACCACCCUCAAGCAAACGGUCUCGUCGAACGCUUCCAUCGACAGCUCAAGACUUCCCUUAUGGCCCAGCCCGAUCCUUCCCGAUGGUCUGAUCACCUUCCCCUGGUGCUGUUGUCCCUCCGUUCCACUCUCAAGGCCGACAUCGGUUGCACUGCAGCUGAUCUUGUCUACGGAACCUCCCUACGACUGCCCGGUGAGUUAGUGUCCCCCUCAAACAUGCUAACGUUUUUUGAACCUUGCAGUUAUGUGGAGCAGCUGCGUAGUGUCAUGCGCAAUCUUCGCGCAACGCCCCCUCGGGCGUCACCGGCCAAUUCCUUCAUCCCUCCCGACCUGGAUAAGUGCGAUUUCGUCUUGGUUCGGCAUGACGCUGUCCGACGACCACUCCAACCACCCUAUGACGGGCCGUAUAAAGUCCUUCGUCGAUCUGACAAAGAUGUUGUCAUCGACCGCAACGGCAAGACCGACACAGUCAGCAUUGAUCGCGUCAAGCCGGCCUACAUCGACGACAGUGACCAUCCCUCAUCCCAACACUGUACCCCGCCUCAGACAGUGCGGCCUCCUCCACCUACUGGCGACAGCCGCCCUCCGGUUCGCCACACACGAUCUGGUCGUCACGUCCACUGGCCCGACAGGUUUGUUGCUGGCUGGCAUGUCGACGCCUUCACUUUGUUUGGUGUCUGGGGGGGAGUUAUAGCAGCCGCUCCAGCCCCCCUUUUCUCCGGCUCCGUUUUGUCGGUCGAUGGCCGUGACAAGCACUGACAGGCCGCUGACACACGACCACCCACACCGGCUAGAACUGGGGCCCCUCCCGUCCAGCUGCAGUGACUCCCGGCUGCCCUCACAAAUUAGUAUCACCUAACCCGCGUCGAACGCUCUGGCUUGAUUCCCGUGAGGCCUUGUGAGUAUGCGCCCUCCAUUCCUCCCCUAAUUUGUCCAAUCACACAACCAACACUCAGCCAGUCACCCCUCCUGCUGACCCGGACGCACACCCGCGUAAACAACACACACACACCGUGGCUGACGCUCUCCGUGGACGGACGCUUUUCUCUGUUGCAAGCAAAUCGCCAACUUACGGCAACCUGCCCUGUGUACAGAAUAAACUAGUCCUAACAGCUCCCUGACUUCUGACAGUAGACGAAACGAACUUAUUGUGCGUGGUUUAAGUCGAUCUCACAUCCUUGACCGCCACACGGCUACGAAAUAAGAUCCGACCAUAGUUUCUACCAGAUUAUAUAUUUAAAAUUUUAAAAUUUACAUUUUACGAACAUUGCGACCCACCGUAUAUUCAUAUUAGAAUUCGAAAGUGCGUUUUUUCCCCCAAUAAAUCAGUCUGCAACAUUCUUUCGAAUGCAGUUUCCAAGACGGCACCGGUGCCACCCAAUUCAGUCAAGAAAUGGGAGCUCUUAAACUAUUUAUCGGCGCAGAAACACUUGUUAAAAACGUUGGAUGCCAAAUCGGCAGCAGUCUCAGUCAUAAGGCGGUAAAACACUGCGUAAGGCAAACGAAUAUGUCCCCAAGCAAAAUCUCUCGUCGCGGACUCCCGAGAUUUGGAAAAUGUGUCUAGUUGGCCAUUUAGAUCGGUGCUCUACCAUUUGGGUCACGAAUUCACGCUCUACCUACCAAGAUCAAAAAUACCUGAAGUCACAUGGUAUAAACGUUUCUACAUCCGUCCUGAUUGGAGGAGGGUAUAGGCUCAGCGACUGUAUCGAUUUUUCGCUAAUGAUUGCUGCUCAUCACUCGAUCGUUUGCGCUUCCAGGUUCCGCGCUCGUGGUAGAUCGAUGGGCACCAAUACUACCUCCUCACGGCAAUCUUUAAUCGAUUUAAAUCAAUGGUCUAAAAUUUUUGACUCAUAGGGCAUCAGCGACGAUGAAUUUUAUCACCCAAACUAGAAGACGUUCUUAUGUACUUCUUCAUAACUACUGUGUUUUAUACGCAUCGAAUGAUAAACGGAGCAUGCUGAGUGGACUGGGCUGAAUGUUGUAGGCUCUCAGUUAGGUAAGUUAAAUAUCUCAAGUUGAAUUUCAGUCGUCUAUAAGGACAACUUUUGAAUGAAUCAUAAGGAAAUGACUACUGAACCAGGAAAUAUGGAGCCCCUUGCUACAGAUGGCUCUGUACUACAGUCCCGGGGUGCUUGUUCCCGUGACUUAAUAUUAACAUCAACACUGACCCUAACCGUAACACUAACCCUCAUAAUCCUUCUAACCCUAUCUGUCAUGGAAUAUGACGUAAUUCCAGCUGUAAUACGUGGAAGGGACAACAUUCCCGGUAACAGAUCAUAUGACGACACAGGUCCAUCGUUGAUUUCGACGAUGUCUGCCGUGUGGUGAACAGCAAUGUAGGAGCAGGGAAGGCAAUUUGCGAGUGAUUUAGCUUAUAGUGAUAGCAGACUUUCGCAGCAUCUACCGCACUUCCUCCUCCACACUCCCCACCUGGAUCCGGUGUCAAGACAGAGUCAAGAAGAUCGGGGGCGGGGGAGGCCUCGGGUGGGUGGCACGGCCGAGGCGACGAAAGGGGAGAAAAAACGAUCAGCCCGGAGCCGACUAGUUCGACCAGUCGUUUAAAAAUCCUGGUCGAUAUCCCGUAUUAGACGCUUCGAAAAUGGUGAGCUGGCCAAGCUCUUCAAGACAUCAGCAACACAAUCAAUCGAUUCCAAUGAACCCCUUCUCUUUCUCGAAUUAUCCGCCGGAACUCUCAUCUUUGAAGACUUGUUUUAUUAAUUUAUAAACAGAUCGAGUCGGAUAUCGAAAAUUCACAGUUCUCUGUGCAGCUUGGAGAGCGCAAAGUUUAGAUGUUUUGGGGAAAAAAUAGAACGCAAACCAUUCUGAGCAAGAAACGGCUGACGGACAACAGCCUUCUGAGUAUGUUUGUGUAUGAACAGUUCGAACAUCACGCUGUCUGAAAGCAGCCUACAUAUGGAGGAUUAAACCCGACCUGUGUCAAAAAGCAGACCUUGUGGCCAACUCGAACUUGGUUUGACAACAACUAGUUCUUUGUAAAUCAGCGCGCACCUCUUAUUAUUUCUGUGUUUUAAACUGGGAACUUGCUGAUUCCGCAUGGAAGUUUCGGAAAAAAAUUGACUUUCUGAGCCCUACCUACUAGCUAUCUACGUUGUAAAACCACAGGUGGAAGUAAGUAAGUUGCCGAGAAUAUGUUGGCAUCAUUAAAUCCCGCGGUUUACGGGUAUUUUAAAUUUUAACAAAAUUGACGCGAAAAUAAACUAUAAGAAUAUCACACUUUCAAGGUACUGGACAAGGGUUUGCCCAGAAGAAGGAAGUUGCCAUAUAAGGCAUACAAGCACAGCGUCCUCCUUCCCAGUUGCCAUAUAUGGCCAGUUUUCCUUCUGUGCUGAACGGAUGCAAAAGGUGGGCGAAUCAGUCUGAAGGUCGCAACUGUUGUGCUGCUGAAUCACAUCCCAAAGACAGCCAAUCAGCGCCCAGUGUGAAGACGUGUGCGUACACGCGACCAAUCAAAAUUCCGCACGCGUGCGUGCAAACACGGCGCACGUCCGCUGUCGAAAAAGCAUAAAUGGCUGCCCAGCGCGAGUGGACGGAUAACGCAGCAGCACACCUGCAACCAGACGUACAUCACUCGAAACCAGGGUCCAAAUGGGUGACGAAGAAGUCCAGGCUCUUGUUGUUGACAAUGGCUCCGGCAUGUGCAAAGCCGGCUUCGCCGGAGACGAUGCCCCUCGCGCCGUCUUCCCCUCAAUCGUGGGUCGCCCGCGUCAUCAGGUGAGCAAAUAUCACUGAGCCGAGACUAGUAACAGUGACGAUUAGUUGCAUUUGCGCUCAGAUGCUCACUUCAACAUCCUCUCAUCAUCAUCAUCAUCAUCAUCAUCAUCAUCAUCAUCAUCUACUUUUUACUUUUAUGAUUACAGGGCGUCAUGGUGGGCAUGGGCCAGAAGGACAGCUACGUCGGCGAUGAGGCCCAGUCCAAACGUGGCAUUCUGACCCUCAAAUACCCCAUCGAACACGGCAUCGUCACCAACUGGGACGACAUGGAGAAGAUCUGGCAUCACACCUUCUACAACGAGCUCCGUGUUGCCCCUGAGGAACACCCUGUCCUCCUCACUGAGGCUCCACUCAACCCCAAGGCCAACCGUGAGAAGAUGACUCAGAUCAUGUUCGAGACCUUCAACACACCCGCCAUGUACGUCGGCAUCCAGGCCGUGCUGUCGCUCUACGCCUCCGGUCGUACCACCGGUAUCGUGCUGGACUCGGGUGACGGUGUCACUCACAGCGUACCCAUCUACGAGGGCUAUGCUCUGCCCCACGCCAUCCUCCGUCUGGAUCUGGCCGGUCGUGAUCUCACCGACUACCUCAUGAAGAUCCUGACUGAGCGUGGCUACAGCUUCACCACCACGGCCGAGCGAGAAAUCGUGCGUGACAUCAAGGAGAAGCUCUGCUACGUGGCUCUCGACUUCGAGCAGGAGAUGGCUACUGCCGCCUCCAGCUCCUCCCUCGAGAAGAGCUACGAACUGCCUGAUGGUCAGGUCAUCACCAUCGGCAACGAACGCUUCCGUUGCCCUGAGUCUCUCUUCCAGCCCAGCUUCCUGGGUAUGGAAUCUGCGGGUAUCCAUGAGUCCACCUUCAACGCCAUCAUGAAGUGCGAUGUGGACAUCCGUAAGGACCUGUAUGCCAACACUGUGCUGUCUGGUGGCACCACGAUGUACCCGGGCAUUGCUGAUCGUAUGCAGAAGGAGAUCACCUCGCUGGCUCCCAGCACCAUGAAGAUCAAGAUUGUGGCUCCUCCGGAGCGCAAGUACUCUGUCUGGAUCGGUGGUUCCAUCCUGGCCUCUCUGUCCACCUUCCAGCAGAUGUGGAUCUCCAAGCAGGAGUACGAUGAAUCUGGCCCCGGCAUUGUCCACCGCAAAUGCUUCUAA
Messenger RNA from Spirometra erinaceieuropaei, 14958 nucleotides. The record is from the annotation of a GenBank genome assembly. NCBI's taxonomy places the organism in Eukaryota, Metazoa, Platyhelminthes, Cestoda, Diphyllobothriidea, Diphyllobothriidae.